AUUUCCAAUAUGAGGCCUGCUUUAUUCUUGCUAGGUUGCGUGUUGCUUUUUGCUACUCUUGAUGUUGGACAAGGGGGCAAAUUAAGGAAGAAAUUCUACCGAAGAACGUCUUGCCCUCAAGCUGAGGACAUCAUCAAAACAAGAACCACACAGCUUGUCUCUUCUAACCCUGCUUUGCCAGCCCAGUUGCUGAGAAUGCAAUUUCAUGACUGCUUUGUUAGGGGUUGUGAUGCAUCUGUCCUGCUGAACUCGACUGCUAAUAACACUGCAGAACGGGAAGCAAUCCCAAAUCAGACUUUGAAAGGCUUUGAAGCUAUUGAUGACAUAAAAGCAACCGUCGAGGCCAAAUGCCCAGGAGUUGUUUCCUGCGCUGACAUCAUCGCAUUGGCCACUAGGGACGCCGUUUCCAUCCCUUUUAAGAAACCUCUAUGGGAAGUGCUUACUGGCAGAAGAGAUGGGAGAGUAUCGAAAAGCCAAGAAGCAUUGGUCAAUAUUCCACCACCAUUCUUCAACUUCACUCAACUCAGGGCCAGCUUCGCCAGGAAAGGCCUGACCUUGCACGAGCUGGUGGUGUUGUCGGGCGCACACACCAUCGGAAUAGCUCACUGCAACUCCUUCAGCAACAGGCUCUUCAACUUCACCGGAAAAGGCGACCAGGACCCUUCUCUGGACCCCAAAUACGCCGAGUUCCUCAAGUCCAAAUGCAAGGGCCUCAGUGACAAUACCACCAUCGUGGAAAUGGAUCCCAAAAGCUCCACCACAUUUGACUCUGACUAUUACUCCAGCCUUCUGAAGAACAAGGGAUUGUUCGAGUCUGAUGCUGCACUUCUGACCAACAAGCAGGCCAAAAAGACUGUCCAUGAAUUGGUUGACCAAGAGGAUUUCUUCACCGAGUUCUCGCAGGCCAUGAAGAGGCUCGGAAACAUUGAGGUUCUUGCCGGCACCAGUGGAGAAAUUAGGAAGAAAUGCUGGGUUAGGAGAAAAGUAAGACCGUUAAGGAGGUUUACCGUUUCCAAUAUGAGGUCUACAUUAUGCUUACUGGCUUAUCUGCUACUUUUUGCUUCUCUUGUGGUUGGACAAGGGGACAAACUAAGGAAGAACUUCUACCGAAGAGCUUCUUGCCCUCAAGCUGAGGACAUCAUCAAAACAAGAACCACACAGCUUGUGUCUUCUAACCCUGCUUUGCCAGCCCAGUUACUGAGAUUGCACUUUCAUGACUGCUUCGUCAGGGGUUGUGAUGCAUCAGUCCUGCUGAGCUCGACUGCUAAUAACACUGCAGAAAGGGACUCAAUCCCAAAUCUGACUUUGAAAGGCUUCGAAGCCAUCGAUGACAUAAAAGCAACCGUCGAGGCGCAAUGCCCAGAAGUUGUUUCCUGCUCAGACAUCCUCGCACUGGCCACUAGAGACGCCGUCUCCAUCCCGUUUAAGAACCCUCUAUGGGAUGUGCCUACUGGUAGAAGAGAUGGGAGAGUAUCCAUAAGCCAAGAAGCAUUGAUCAACAUUCCAGCACCGUUCUUCAACUUCACUCAGCUCAGAACCAUCUUCACCAGAAAAGGCCUCACCUUGCACGAGCUUGUGGUGUUGUCAGGGGCCCACACCAUCGGAACAGCUCACUGCAACACCUUCAGCCGGAGGCUCUUCAACUUCACAGGAAAAGGCGACCAGGACCCUUCUCUGGACCCCAAAUACGCCGAGUUCCUCAAGUCCAAAUGCAAGGGCCUCAGUGACACCACCACCGCCGUGGAAAUGGAUCCAAACAGCUCGACCACAUUUAACUCUAGCUAUUAUUCCAACCUUGUCCAGAACAAGGGACUGUUCCAGUCAGAUGCUGCCCUUUUGACCGACAAGCAGGCCACAAAGACUGCCAAUGAACUGAUUGACGAAAAGAGUUUCCUCACCGAGUUCGCGCAGGCCAUGAAGAGGCUCGGAAAUAUUGAGGUUCUCACCGGCAACAGUGGAGAAAUUAGGAAGAAAUGCUCGGUUGUUAACUCUUAAACUGGCUCCUAACUUUUUAUUCCUUCAUGAUUUUGUCUUCGUUUUUUUUUUUUUUUUUUGUUUUGAAGUUUCAGUUGAAAACGUGGGAUUGUCAAACUAGCGUGUUGUGUCGCUGAUUUCAUCUAUUGUGUUGCUCGAAGAGUUAUGCAUGUUUUUUAUUCAUU
This is a messenger RNA of Neltuma alba, 2159 nucleotides long. RefSeq lists its product as uncharacterized. Lineage: Eukaryota; Viridiplantae; Streptophyta; Magnoliopsida; Fabales; Fabaceae. The transcript is spliced from 6 exons. Gene Ontology annotation, biological process: response to oxidative stress; hydrogen peroxide catabolic process. Bases 10 to 1995 code for a protein of 661 amino acids. Gene Ontology annotation, molecular function: heme binding; peroxidase activity. The record is from RefSeq and is a predicted model, not a curated record.